Thermothielavioides terrestris NRRL 8126 is the source of this 1633-nucleotide messenger RNA. RefSeq lists its product as uncharacterized. Gene Ontology annotation, biological process: protein refolding. The record is from RefSeq and is a predicted model, not a curated record. Gene Ontology annotation, molecular function: Hsp70 protein binding. Gene Ontology annotation, cellular component: cytoplasm. NCBI's taxonomy places the organism in Eukaryota, Fungi, Ascomycota, Sordariomycetes, Sordariales, Chaetomiaceae. The transcript is spliced from 4 exons. Bases 258 to 1529 code for a protein of 423 amino acids.
GGCGAAUGUUUUAUCUGACCGGAGCGCUUUUCCAACAAUCUGACGUGGGGGGGGCCGCCGCCUCCGAUGCUUGCUUGAUAAAAUUUCCACAGCAGCCUGCUCUGCUCACAACCUGCACCCGCGGCCCCUCCUCAGCAGACCACCCCAACCAACGCGGCCUCACACGCUGCCUUGCCACUGCGAAUCUGCGAUACCGCAGGUUCCGAGAAAUUUCCCCUUCGUAGGCGGCUGAGAAACCCGCGAGAAAAUCUGCGAAAAUGGACGGCAGCCCGGGCAGCAGCGCUGGCGAGGACGUCGAUCUCUACGCUCUCCUCGGCGUCAGCAAGUCGGCCAGUCCCAACGAUAUCAAGAAGGCGUAUCGAAAACUGGCGCUGCAACACCAUCCCGACAAGGUUCCCGAAGAAAUCCGAGCCGAGUCCGAGACCAAGUUCAAGGCGAUCACGCAAGCCUACGAGAUCCUCCGUGAUGAGGAGAAGCGCCGCCUCUAUGACACGCACGGCAUGGCCGCAUUCGACCCUUCGCGCGGCGGGCCCGCAGGCGAGGGCGUCGAUCUCAAUGACAUACUAUCGCAGAUGUUCGGCAUGAGCAUGGGUGGCAUGCCCGGCGGUGGGCCACGCCGCCCGAGGCGUAGUCCCGACGAGGAACAGCCAUACAAGGUCACCUUGGAGGAGCUCUACAAGGGCAAGACGGUUAAGUUCGCCGCCGCGAAGCAGGUCGUCUGCCCUCAGUGCCAAGGCUCCGGCGCCAAGGAGAAAGUCAAGCCCAACAAGUGCGACCGUUGCCGUGGCAUCGGCCGCCAGGAGGCCUUCCGGCAGAUUGGUCCCGGCCUUGUCCGCAAGGAGGUCAUCCCGUGCGACCACUGCCAGGGAUCCGGCAUGUACUACAAGGAGAAGGACCGCUGCAAGAAGUGCAAGGGAAAGCGGACCGUCCAGGAGACCAAGGCGCUGGAGCUCUACAUCCCCCGCGGCUCCAUGCAGGGCGAGCGGAUUGUGCUGGAGGGCGAGGCCGACCAGCUGCCCGACAUGACCCCCGGCGACCUGAUCUUCCAUCUGGUCGAAGAGCCCCACGAGCGCUUCACCCGCAUCGGCCACGAUCUCUCUGCCGACCUGCACGUCACCCUUGCCGAGGCCCUGUGCGGCUUCUCACGCGUGGUGCUGAAGCACCUCGAUGGCAGGGGCAUCCACAUCGAUCACCCCCGCGGCAAGAUCCUCCGGCCCGGCGACGUCCUGAAGGUCCCGUCGGAGGGCAUGCCCAUGAAGAGAGGGGAGUUGAAGGGAGAUCUUUAUCUGAUCGUCAAGGUCGACUUCCCCGAGGACGGCUGGCUGUCCAAGGACAGCGACUUCGACGCUCUCCAGAAGCUUCUCCCCCCUCCCGCUGCGCCCAUUCAAGCCGACGAGGUGGAUGAGGUGCAGUACGAGGAGAACGCAGACAUCGAGAAGAUGGGUGCUCACCAGGGCGACCCGCGGUACGGCGGGGAGUGGGAGGACGAGGACGAGGAUGAGGGCGGCCCGCAGUGCGCCACGCAGUAAGACGGGACACGCUUCGUUAGUCUAUUCGCAGUGACAUUUUUCAUUUCCCUAAAGGGAAUCUACCAUGACGAACGGGAAGCACGCGGGCAUGUCCAUAGGGUUGA